Molecule: messenger RNA, 1969 nt
Organism: Cuculus canorus (common cuckoo)
Lineage: Eukaryota; Metazoa; Chordata; Aves; Cuculiformes; Cuculidae
Gene: WDR76
Product: WD repeat domain 76
Exons: 13
Coding region: 72-1832 (586 amino acids)
Biological process (GO): regulation of DNA damage checkpoint
Cellular component (GO): nucleus
Molecular function (GO): DNA binding; protein binding
Source: RefSeq, a predicted model, not a curated record
CCGGCGUGGCGGCGGCGGCUGCGCGGGAAGAGCCGGGCGCGCGCGCGGGAAGCGGAGAGCCCGCCCCCGAGAUGGCGGUGUGCGAGGCUGGAACGGGGGAGACGGGGCUGACGGGGGAGACGGAGGGGCCGUCCCCGCGCGCCCUGCAGCGCCUGCAGGAAUCCACCCCCCAGGGAACUGCAGGGCUCCAGCUCAGCCCGGAGCGGGGCAGGCUGCAGCUGCAGGUGCUGCUCACACCACUCGCCAUUGCGGGCCGGCGGCUGCCCCAGAAGCGGCUUCUGGGGAGAGCAGGGGCACCAGCCAGCAAGAGGCUCUGCCUGGACUCCAGCCCACAGGAACCAGCCCCGGGUCCCCCGUCCACCAACGGCGUGGAUGACCUUUGGGAUGUGGACAGCGAUGGGAGCGACGGGAGCGAAGGGGCCGAGGAUCCUGUGGAUGGGAACUCGCAGUUGUCAGCCUAUGAACGGAAAAGACUGAAGAACCUUACAGAAAACGCUAAGUUCUUCGCUGCGUUAAAGCUCCACGAGACAGCUGCAAAACUUCAACAAAUCACAACUAAAAGCCAAUCCAACAUCACCAAAAGAGCUAAGCCUAAAAAGGCAAAAGAUGAAAUGGUACGGCGACGAUCGAUGCGCUUACAAAGAAUAGACCCCUCAGGAGUUCCCAUGCUGGAGGUGCCAGCCCAGCCAGAAGCGGAGGAAUACCCUCAAGUUCCAGCCGGACCGUUGCCGAUGAUUCCGGAAGAUGAGGUGGAGAGCAGUAAAUUGGCAGAGAACUUGCUAGCGAUGUGGAUGAGGAUAAGUGAGGGGAAAGCCAACAGCUCUGGAAAGUACACGCCAGACAUGAAAAGAUACCAAGACAGCCUGAGCCGCAUGGUCCUCAGCGAAGAGAACAUUAAAAAGGUGGUAAAGUCCCGAGUGUCUUCGAUGGCCAUCCACCCUUCGGAAAGCCUCCUUUUCGUGGCAGCUGGAGAUAAGUUCGGGCAGAUCGGUCUCUGGAAUGUGGACUGCAAGUCUGAAGAAGGAGCACACGUCUUUGUUCCACACAAUUUCCUGGUCAGCUGCAUGCAUUUUUCUCCAUUUAAUCCUGCUCACUUGCUGUCCCUGAGCGAUGACACGCUGCGAUGUGGUGAUGUUACCAGAGCUGUCUUCGAUGAGAUCUGCAGAGGGGAAGACUUCUCUUCCUUUGCCUUCCUGGAAGAUACUGCCUCCACUGUAAUAGUGGGACACUGGGAUGGUAAGGUGGCUGUUGUGGACAGACGCAUCCCAGGAACAUCUCCGGAGCUUUCUGCAGACAUAGGCUUCAAAAGAACGCGGACAGUCCAUGUCCAUCCCGUCAAUAAACAGUAUUUCCUUGCUGCUGGCUCAGUGGAUGUUUGCAUUUACGACGUGCGGUGCCUGAAGCCGACUGGGAACAAGCCUGUCAGCCGUCUCAAAGGACACACCAAAAGCGUUGCUUCCGCCUAUUUCUCCCCUGUGACUGGGAACAGAGUCGUGACAGUGUGUGCGGAUGACAUGCUGAGGGUCUACGACACCACUUCUCUGUUGCUGGACGCCGCCGUUCUCAGCACUGUCAGGCACAACAACAACACAGGGCGGUGGCUGACGAGGUUCCAAGCCGUUUGGGACCCCAAGCAGGAAGACUGCUUCGUGGUGGGCAGCAUGGCCCGGCCAAGGCAGAUAGAAGUCUUUCAAGACACUGGAAAAUUGUUGCACUCCUUUUCUAACCUUGACUGCCUCGGUUCUGUGUGUUCCAUUAACGUUGUCCACCCCACCAAGAACAUCUUAGUGGGCAGCAACUCCAGUGGCCGCCUUCACGUGUUCAAAGAGUAAAACACAUGGCUCCCAUAUUUUUUCCCCCCUUUUGCAUUAAAUGUAUUUCUGCUGGUUCCGGUUGUUCCCACGGCAGUUCUGUGAUCUCAGGGCAAAAGCCAAUUCUAAGUGUUAGAAAAUAAAUUCUAUAAAUUGUC